GCUCCUUACCUGCGCGCCGAGCCGUUUCACCUGGACCGUCACAUGAAAUAUGAUGAGGAUUUUACCUUCGUGUGCGCACUUCUUCUUGACGAGUAGAAGGCAGGUUUAUAUCCGACGGAACGCAGCCGCAGCUCCGAGGACGCACAGGUUUUCUUCUCAGGGCUGCCUGAAAAGACACUGAUCAACUCCUCAAGCCGCUGACUUAAUUCUGAAUCUUACACCUGCACCACCGGCAUUCAUGGCCCACCCUUACGAGCCCUGGUUAAGGACAGCACCAUCUAGUGGCAGCUCUGAAGAAAUGAACAUCCCAUCCUGGUGGGACCUCCACCGCGAUGUGCAAGCCGGCAGCUGGAUAGACCUGCAGACUGGGCAAAGUGUUGGUGUGCCCUCAGUGAGCACUGGCAGCUCCAUGGGACUGCAGAACUCUUUAGGCCCGUAUGGCUCCGACCCACAGCUGUGCACCAUGCCCCCGGCUCAGCACACCCCCACCUCACACUCGCCCCACCUCUUCCCGCUGGACGGCUUCAAGAUGGAACCACUGGGACCUGAAAUGCUGCAGCAGGAAACCUUCUCCUUGGAGGAACCGCAGGAGACCUCUGUGUCAGCUCGGCCCAAGCCCCAGCGACGUUCCUCCUCUCGGGGCGCCGGGCAGACCAUGUGCCGGUGCCCCAACUGCAUCCACGCCGAGCAGAUGGGCCAGAGCGCCGACGACAGCAGGACGAAGCACAUGCACAACUGCCACAUCCCUGGAUGUGGCAAAGCCUAUGCUAAAACCUCCCACUUGAAGGCUCACCUGCGCUGGCACAGCGGCGACCGGCCAUUUGUCUGCAACUGGCUCUUCUGCGGAAAGAGGUUCACACGCUCUGAUGAACUGCAGCGCCACCUGCAGACACACACCGGUGCCAAGAAGUUUAGCUGCGCUUUGUGCCCACGAGUGUUCAUGCGUAACGACCACCUGGCCAAGCACAUGCGCACCCACGAGUCCCCGCCAGGGCAUGGGGAGGAGAGAGUAAAUGGGGAUGGGAAGGGUUUUGAUGCACCCACACCGACACAGUCAUCGUCUGACAGCACAGAGCCUCAGCUGAAGCUGAAAUGUGAGAUAGACCCCUCGGUUUCAAACGUGACAGGGCAGUCUGGCUAAUUUUAUCACUUCCAGGAGAUGUUUGGUAGUAAGAGAGUUCAGUCCUCUCUGUCACAGAGAGAGAAUAGUUUUAUAAUAGAGUAGAAGAAUGGUUUGGACACACUAUUACUGAUGAAAGCUGGAUGGAAUGUAUGCAACUCCUGUGGUAGUGAUAGAAGGGAUGCUACAGCACACAGGAAACACAGGGUUGUAUGCGUUGUGCAGCUAAAACUCUCCUCUGUAGCUUUUAAAAGGAAUCAAAGAAGAGCCAGAGGUGCAGCGUGCUGCUCGACCCGCCAGCAGACCAGAGGACGGACAUAAGUCCAACUGAAAACAGAUGUUUACGUGAAACUUGUUGAACAUGUUACUGAAAGUGAGGAGCAGGUCUGCUUCCAACUUUUUAAAAAAGAGACAGUGAUAAUAUUUUUUGUUUGUAUUUAAUAUUCUGACCACAUGAGUGCAGCCCACUGUACCAGGAGACAAAACGUUUUAUUUUCUAUUGAGAGCACACACAUCGAGAGCCAUUUUUUUUGUUUUAUUGUGAUAAUAUAAUAUAAUAUAAUAUAAUAUAAUAUAAUAUAAUAUAAUAUAAUAUAAUAUAAUAUAAUAUACAGUGCCUUGCAAGAAUAUUCAUAAAUGUUGAACUUCCAUGUUUUGUCUCUUUUCAGCCACAUUCAAUUUACCGGUAGUCAAUUUUAUUUGGCAGAACUACAGGAUAAUUACAUUUCUUUCUACUUCAAAAGUAGAAAGAAACUGCAGGAUUUUAACAAAUCGUUUUUAACAUUUUAUAAUUAAUAGUAAUCUCAAUAGUGUGACAUCUAGUUGUAUUCAGUCCUCGUAGGUCAACACUUUGUAGAUGUGUAUUUCUGUGCAGUUCGAGCUGUAGGUUUUGUGGAGGAAGUCUCUACCACCUUUGCACAUCUGAAGACUGAAACUUUUAUUCUGCAUUUAUUCUGCUUCGCAAAAGACCUAAAACUCAGGUGAGAUGGAGUGAACAGAAUUUUUCUAGAUCUUUAAAAUAGGAUUUAGGCCCGCACUUUGACUGAGCCAUUCUAGCACGUUUGUUCUUUGAACUAAACCUAAACCAUUGUCACUAUGGUUGCAUGUUCAGAGCUGUAGUUCUGUUGGAAGAUGAGCCUCCAUCCCCGUCUCGAGUCUUUUGUUUCUUCCAACCAAUUUGCCUGACCUUGCUGAAGAAAAGCUUCCCAACAGCAUGAUGCUGCCACCACCAUGAUUUACUGUGGGGAUGGUUGGUUAAGGUUGAUGCAGAGUAUUACUUGCACACAUGUUGUGAGUCUAGGUAAAGUGUUUCAUUUUGUUUUCUGUGUUUCCUACAUCGCUUGUGGUAUGAAUAUACUUCCUGAGCCAUGUUUCAAAAGUAAACAUGUACAACUCCUCCUGGGUCUCUCAUCUGUACCACUGAUUAUUACUGUCUACUGUGCUAUAACAUAACCUUGCUCUAAACCUCUCCACCAUUGCAUCCUGGCCUUUCUGCUGUGUUCCUUGGUCUUCAUGAUGCUGUUGGUCCUCUGACCUCUGAGGCCUUAAAAUGACAGUUGGAGUUAUUCUGAGGUUAAAUUGGAAACAGAUAGACUCUGUCUACUCAUAGGAUUACAAAAGUAGUUAAUAAAAUUUGAAUUUAUUUAGCGGUAUCAGAAUAGAGGGGUAGGACUGCAACUCUACUCUGACUCUGCACUUUUCAGAUUUUACUACAUGAAGAUAUUUGAAAACCAGGCAUCUUUCUUUACCAUUCAAAGUUUUGCACUACUUUGUGUUGAUGUAUCACUUUAAAUCAUACUAAAAUACAUUAAAGUUUGUUGGUGGUAAUGUGACAAAAUGCAGAAACAUUAUGAAUAUCUUCGCAAGGCACUGUACGUAUAACAAUUUGGGAAUUUCAUGCACUAUAACAGCUAGAACUGACCAAACAUUAUGUUCCUUUUUCACCUAAACAAUGGUGCUAAAAGACUUGAGAACAGGAAAAUGUGAACAGGUGCUUGAGAUGAAAGAAACCAAAAACAAAAGAGCCACUUCAACGACAUGAAGAAGUCGAGACCCACAGACCCACAACAAACCGAGACAUGGACAGAAAGAUGCCGUCUGGUUUGAUGAAUCCAGGUUUCUGUUGUGACACGCUCAGGGACAGCAGACACAUCUGGAAGCAGAGCACAAAAACAAGCCAGCCUCUCCAUCCUGUUGACGCCGCAGGUUGCAGGUACUGAAAGACACGUCCAACACGAAGAAGCACAAGACUCUGAGCUGCACUUGACAAUUUUGUCUUCCUAACAAUAGAUCAAAUGGUUGUGUGUAAUGUGAAAGAGGUAACAGUUGUUGAGUGCUAUCACCUAUGUCCUCUGCACUUUGCCUCAACAUCUAUUUUGAUGUCUAUUUUGUCUCUGAUUUACUGGUUCAAAGCCCCCCUGCUCAAUUUAUCCAUAUAUGCAGUAACAGAUAUUCAAAUAUUUAUAUUUUAAAAACUAAUUAUUGCCUUGUAGCUCCACCUAAAAAGAAUACAACGGGCCUCAUUGGCAGCCCCGUUAUUUAGCACUAUUCAUAAAACCGAACAGAGGACUUAGUUUGGAGAUUUAAAAGGAAAAGCAUGAUAAUGGAAUGAAGCCUUUUUUGGAAUUAAAUAUGUCUCCAAAUGAGUUAGAAUAACAUUGUGUCUGUUAGAACCCCACAGAUAUUUAUUAACAACUUGUUGUAAAAGAAAAUGGCUUUUAUAUAUUAUUUUUACAAUUCUGCUGCCCCCUGCAGGUCAUAUGCAUUCCUAAAAAUGUAAAGAACAGCUAGAAUACCUGAUGAUUUUUCUUUUUCAGGAGUGAAACAAUUAGGUUACUUAUAUUUGGUUAGAUUGUUUUAAAUAUCAAUGUUAUAUGAUCAGUAGUGGUGUAGCUUUAUAGGAUGUAUGCAAUCCAUCACAAAUUACAGGCAGAUUUCUACAUUUUAGGGAGCUUUUGAUGAUCAGAGACUCACAGUUGUAUUUAUGUAUAGAAGAUACAUUAGAAUAAAGGGCUUAAACAUUAGUCAAUUAUUGUUCAUUGACUAGUAUUAAUGUUAUAAGUUGUUGAUGUUUUUAUAGAUAGACUUAUUUUAUUUUAUAGACAUUUUCUAGUGGUUCCUGUAGUUGAUGUAACAGUUUUUGGAAACUGUAAUGGAAUAAUUUAAAUACCAUAAUAAUUUGUAGUUAAUUGAUUAUUGUCCCUCAUUAAUAAAUCUGAUAAAGAAGUGCA
Xiphophorus couchianus (Monterrey platyfish) is the source of this 4350-nucleotide messenger RNA. It is a transcript of the gene sp6, whose product is annotated as Sp6 transcription factor. The coding region runs from base 239 to 1141 and encodes 300 amino acids. The record is from RefSeq and is a predicted model, not a curated record. Gene Ontology annotation, molecular function: RNA polymerase II cis-regulatory region sequence-specific DNA binding; DNA-binding transcription factor activity, RNA polymerase II-specific. Lineage: Eukaryota; Metazoa; Chordata; Actinopteri; Cyprinodontiformes; Poeciliidae. Gene Ontology annotation, biological process: regulation of transcription by RNA polymerase II. The transcript is spliced from 2 exons.